AUGAGAGCGGUGAAGUUUGGCCGAAUGUCAAAGAAACAGCGGGACAGCCUGUUCGCGGAGGUGCAGCGGCACCAGCAGCUGUCUCAGGAGUGUCUGGCGGGUUUGGGUGGUGGUCUGGCACCGCGUGACCAUGAAGAGAUGGAUGAAGACAUCACGCACAGCCGGCCGUACAGCAGUGGAGGCUCCAGCUCCACCCUCAGUGACCUGGACGACAUCGCCACGCUGCCUGACGGUUUGCUCUUUGACCUGCCGCUCAGCCCAGAGGAGGCAGGCGAGUACUGCACUCUGGAGAUGCUCGGGGGCGGCGGUGGGUUUGGGAGUGCUGGAAGUGGAAGUUCGUCCAAUCGGAGCUCUCCAGAGCCCAGCGCUGUAGAUUUGGCAGAAGCAGCAAGGGUGAAGCAUGAGUAUAUGCUGCCUGAAAACAGUCUUUUUACGCAUUCUUUCCUGGGAUCUCUACCAGACAACUGCUCUCUACAUGACAUAGAGCGAAUCACUCAAAAUGUUGUGAAGUCUCACUUGGAGACGUGUCAGUACAGCACAGAAGAGCUGAAAAAACUCAUCUGGAACCUCUACACACCUGAAGAAACCCGCAGCUUUCAGAUCAAGCAUGGUAACCAGUAUAUGCAUGUCUUUGUAGGGUGUGAUGACCUGGUGAACGCUGUCUUUGAAUUGGCUAAAAGUCUGAGCCGUCUUCAGCUGAGUGAGGAGGAAAUGGCUUUAUUCAGCGCUGCGGUCCUGCUGGCUCCGGAUCGGCCGUGGUUGACAGAGUCUCAGCAGGUGCAGAAGCUCCAGGAGAAGGUUUACGUGGGUCUUCAGCACAGCCUGCACAUGAACAGAGCCACUACUGAGAAACUGGAUAAGAUGGUGGUCAAACUACCGCAGAUGAAGUCCAUCUGUAACCUGCAUAUUGACAAGCUGGAGUUCUUCCGCCUGGUUCACCCAGAAACAGCGUACAGCUUCCCGCCUCUGUACAGGGAAGUGUUUGCCAGUGAGAUCAACUUCCCUGACUCCACCAACAGUUAGAGAGUGGGAAAAAGAGGGAGAUAGUGAGGGAGAGAAUGACAGAGUGUGAAGGGGAAAUUACGAGUGUGUUAAAGCCAUUUACAUGUCAUGGCAUCAUUACGAGAUGCCAUGACAUGUAAAAAAACAGCAUUUCAAACAAACACAUUUUAAAAACCUCCAGGGAGAAUCCUCAGUCUGUUGCAGCACUAUUAGCAUACAUACAUACACACACACACACACACACACACACACACAAUACACUACAAACACACACUUAACCUGCUGCGCAAAUGCUCAUACACAAACAUAGGGGCCAACAAAAUAUUUCAGAUUCGACAACACACAAAACAUUGGGAUUAUUCGUAUUGAAAUUAUUUCUGGAGUUGCGCUCUCAAAUCCAUUUUUAUUUUAUGGAAACACUCUGAAAUUAUCUUUUAUGUACAGAUGUAUGCUUGCAAAAGCCUUUGUCCCAACUUGUUGAUGUCUAAGCAUGGCACUAUUCCUUCUGCAUCUAUACAAAGAUAUAUUUAAAGGAGUUUUUAUGAGAGGUUUUAUAAUUUACAGGAUCAAACUCUCUUCCACGUGAACAUUCAGGAGAGCACAACACUUUUUAAUGAAGCGACUACAACAUACUAGGUGACCGUCACCUGUUCUUCCCCACCAAAUCACUCUUAAAGCACUAAUAUCACUUUUUUUCCCUCCCUCUCCCCUCAUUUUUUGACCCUCAGACGAGUCAUGAAUGUAUCCCAAAAGCACUUAUUUUGAUAUGAGACCGAAUGUACACAAUGCACUUUUGGUCUUGCGUUAUGCUUUAUGAGACUUUAUGACAAUCCCCCAAAAAAUUAUGUGCCCAGAUUGUUUAUUAAAAAUGAAGGGACCAAUGUUACAAGUACUACAGGAACGUUCCACAUUAAAUACAAGUCAAGCUCAUUUAAUCAAUAAUAAAUAAUCAUUUUGAAAUGAAUAUAUUUAGAAAAAAUGUUUUCACAAAUAAUUUUGAAUCAUCUCAGCAAAGUAUUGACAGAAAUGCACUUAUCGUGGAAGUCUAUGGGGCAGUUUAACUUGUAUUUAACCUUGAAUAUUCCUUUACAGAUAUUUAAACAAACCAGUUUUUAGUCAUCCACCUGGUAAUCACUAUAAGCAUGCAGUCAUGGCCAAAUGUUUGUGAACGCCUUGUUUUGUUACAAUAACGCAAUGAAAAAAAUCCUCACUUUAACAGUUAUUUACAUGACCUCAUACCUCAUAUUCAGCAGAAUUUGUCACAUUAAGUACAGUAUUAGACUCUAGUAAACAACUUCUUAUAUGCAAAACAUAUUCAACAGAAUACAGUCUUAUUUAUAAGGGAUUUGCAAAUUAUGGCAUGACUAUAAAGAAUAGAGUGCAUUAGUGCCCGUCCAAUUUUAGCGAUUUGGUCUUUGUUAAAGCGUUACAAGCCAUGAACCAAACCAACAAGCUACAAGGAGAAUUACAACAUUACAAACUUUUAGUUGAAGCAAAAAAAAAUUAAAAGGGGCAAAAACACAGGUACAAGAUUGUAUUAAUGUCUUUAGUGAGGGGGAAAAACUACAAAUCCAUGAAGCACUGCGAUUGACAAUCGAGUUAAUGAUGGUGAAAUAAAAAACGAUUUAUUUAAAGUUUUGGAUUGAAUUAAUAGAAACGAUAUAUUUUAAGUUUAUUUCAAAAUAUGCAUGCACAUUCAUAAAUAUUUAAGUAUUUUGACUGACUCGUGUCAUUUGCGUUCCCUGCAAGCUCUUUUGCUGAGAUUUGCUGGGUGCGACUCUGAUUUGUGAGAUUGUCUGCAUAGCAUCAUGGGUAAUGUAGCUUCUCAUUACAAAUUCCACUGUUAAAUAUGACUAUAUGACUAACAGAUGGUUGUAACAAAAGAAUAGACUAUCAAUUAACAACCUCGCUGCUCACAACAGUUCUGUUAUUGUUAACAUUUUUCAGUUUUUACUUCCGGAACCAGACUGUCACACUCUGUCGGCAAAUAGAAUAUUUGACACAGUUGUUCCACCCACACAUGCUCUUGUUUGCUCAGGCACAUUUUGACAGUGUUUGGUGCUGCACCUUAUUUUUGAAUUUCAUUUUUAAGAUUUUUUUUGUCGUUUUAAUGCAAUGAGAAA
Sinocyclocheilus grahami is the source of this 3125-nucleotide messenger RNA. RefSeq names its product nuclear receptor ROR-beta-like. Lineage: Eukaryota; Metazoa; Chordata; Actinopteri; Cypriniformes; Cyprinidae. Gene Ontology annotation, molecular function: RNA polymerase II cis-regulatory region sequence-specific DNA binding; nuclear receptor activity. The transcript has 6 exons. Gene Ontology annotation, biological process: regulation of transcription by RNA polymerase II. The coding region runs from base 1 to 1023 and encodes 340 amino acids. The record is from RefSeq and is a predicted model, not a curated record. Gene Ontology annotation, cellular component: nucleus.